Zea mays is the source of this 3016-nucleotide messenger RNA. RefSeq lists its product as uncharacterized. Gene Ontology annotation, molecular function: purine nucleobase transmembrane transporter activity. Gene Ontology annotation, cellular component: plasma membrane. NCBI's taxonomy places the organism in Eukaryota, Viridiplantae, Streptophyta, Magnoliopsida, Poales, Poaceae. Gene Ontology annotation, biological process: adenine transport; guanine transport; transmembrane transport. The record is from RefSeq and is marked validated. The transcript has a single exon. Bases 174 to 1895 code for a protein of 573 amino acids.
AAAUAAUAAUAUAAAGUUUUUUAUUCGGAAAUUUCUUUGAUAUUUUCCUCUCACCUGACUGUACUACUACCUCAGCCUUUGACUCCCCACGCCCACGGUGCACCCACAUCACCUCGUUAAAAAGAUCCCAAACGCACGCGCUCCACGCACACACACACCCUAUACGCGCCGUCAUGGCCCUCUCUAUCAUCCCGAGUACAAGCAGCGGGGAGCACGCUGCGGCGUCAGCAUCGGCCACGGCCACGACCACGACGAAGCUGGGUCAGCUGAACGCGGCGGUGGAGCGGUCAUGGGUGGGGCGACGGUUCCGCCUCGCAGCGCGCGGGACUACGUUCACCACGGAGCUGCGUGCCGGCACGGCCACGUUCCUCACCAUGGCUUACAUCCUCGCCGUCAACGCAUCCAUCCUCUCCGACUCCGGCGCCACGUGCACGGUGGACGACUGCGACGUGCCGUCCCCAGGGUGCAAGUUCCCGCCCGUGGACCCCGGGUACGCCGCUUGCGUGGCGCGCGUCCGCCGGGACCUGAUCGUGGCCACCGCGGCGUCGUCCGUGAUCGGGUCCUUCAUCAUGGGCGCCUUCGCCAACCUCCCCAUCGCGCUAGCACCCGGGAUGGGCACCAACGCCUACUUCGCCUACACGGUUGUCGGCUUCCACGGCUCCGGCACGCUCCCCUACCGCACGGCGCUCGCGGCGGUCUUCCUCGAGGGCCUCAUCUUCCUCUUUAUCUCCAUCGUGGGCUUGCGGUCCAAGCUCGCGCAGUUCAUCCCCACACCUGUGCGGAUCUCGGCGUCCGCGGGGAUCGGGCUAUUCCUGGCGUUCAUCGGGCUGCAGAGCAACGAGGGCGUGGGGCUCGUGGGGUUCAGCUCGUCGACGCUGGUCACUCUGGGUGCGUGCCCAGCGUCGCAGCGCGCGUCUGUGGCGCCAGUGCUGACGUUCCCCAACGGCACGGUGGCGCUGAUGCCGGGUGGCACCGUUUCCGGCGGCAUACUCUGCCUCUCGGGGCGAAUGACCUCCCCGACGUUCUGGCUGGCCGUCGUGGGGUUCCUCAUCAUCGCCUUCUGCCUCAUCAAGCGCGUUAAGGGCGCUCUGAUCUACGGCAUCCUGUUCGUGACCUUCGUGUCCUGGCCGCGCCACACCGCCGUCACCGCGUUCCCGGACACGCCCGCCGGCGACGACAGCUUCCACUACUUCAAGAAGGUGUUCGACGUGCACCGGAUUCGGUCCACGGCCGGCGCGCUCGACUUCAGCGGCAUCGGCCAGGGCUACUUCUGGGAGGCGCUCUUCACCUUCCUCUACGUCGACAUCCUCGACACAACCGGCAGCCUAUACACCAUGGCGCGGUUCGCCGGAUUCGUGGACGAUGCGACGGGAGAGUUCGAGGGCCAGUACUUCGCCUUCAUGUCCGACGCGACGGCCAUUGUGUUUGGCUCGCUCCUGGGCACGUCCCCAGUUACGGCGUUCAUCGAGUCGUCGACGGGGAUCCGAGAGGGCGGCCGGACGGGGCUGACGGCGCUCACGGCGGCGAUCUACUUCGCGGCGGCGCUGUUCAUCACGCCGGUGCUCGCUUCGAUCCCGUCUUGGGCGGUCGGGCCGCCGCUGGUGCUGGUUGGCGUGAUGAUGAUGCGUGCGGUGGCGGAGGUGGACUGGGACGACAUGCGGCAGGCCGUGCCGGCGUUCCUAACACUAGCGCUCAUGCCGCUCACCUACUCCAUCGCCUACGGACUCAUCGGCGGUAUCGCCUCCUACAUGCUCCUCCACUCGUGGGACUGGGCGUGCCAAGCGACCAGGAGGCUCGGCUGCCUCAAGAAGGGCGGAGGCGGCGCCGACAGCACUAAUGGCGGCGUGGCAGAGCAGAGCGUGGAAGAGCAGAGAAAGGAUAUGGAAUCGGCAUAACAUUUCUUUCGCCUUUUUGUCCUCUCUGCCUUUCAAAUUUCUUAUUUUUUAGGGAAUUUAGGUACUUCGGUCAACCUCAAUGGCCAUUGUUUCAUUUUACAGUUUUUAACAGUGCUACGUCAGGUCCAUAAGAUAGUUUUAUGUUGCGGUUUCAUAGCCCAUACUGAACCUUUGACAGGGCGUAAAUUAAUAGAGGAACUAGGGUAGAUGAUUACAUGACAGUCAACUGAACUACUACAAGAAGAAAGUAUAUCUCCCAGUUUCCUUCUUGUACACCACCUUCUCCUUGUACAUUACCUUCAAAAGUUACACAGAAAUCAGCUUACGUUCAGGAAUAUAAGUUUCAGGAUAGAGCCUGUGCAUCUGAUUGCCAAAGAACCCAUGUAACUGGAGUGAGGUUCAUGUUUUUUCACGCCCUUGGUUUAUUCUUUCUUUCACAGGUACAAAAACAAAAUGUAUAGCAGAGAAUUUGGAUUCGGAAUUGCAAGGGGGGAAAAGAAACUACUUGGCCAAUAAGAUGUAGAGGAGAGCAGACGCAAGAUCAAAACAUGAACAAUCCUCACUUUUUUGCUCACUUGUUGACCUGCGGAUUCACAGAAUUACAGAAACUAUAGCAGCCAAAUUAUUGCGGUUCUAGAGUGGAUCCCGCAGAGCUUUCAAACUGGGCGGUGCCGGUGGCGGCUGCCGCAGGACAGGAGCCGUGCCGAGGUUGCUCGCCGCCGGAUGUCCUUGUCGCGCUUCUGUCGGAUUUGGUAUGUGACGGGACGAAGGGGAUCCAGCCAUCCAGGGCACAUGCAGAUGAUGCUGGAUUCGGGAGAUUGAGAGAAGAUGGCAGCAGAGGGAGGCGCUGGUGUAAAGCCGCAGCAGAUCGGAGAAAGUGACGCAGAUGAAACGAUUAGGCUCUCUUGGAACAACGUUGGGAUUGGCCUGAAUAGGAGCUCGGAAUUUCAUGAACAAAUGGUCGUCUAUUUUAUUUUAAAAAUAUAUAGUCAUGUACAUCCUGAGACAUAAGUCAACCUUUUGGCAUAAAUUGUUCCCGAGGACAAUCAGAGUAAAAAAACUAGAGGUGUUUUCUAUAUUUUACGACCAAAUUUACCAAACAAAUUGCACACAGACUUAAU